GGAGGGUGACACGUAAGCAUUGUUGGGAUGAGGAACGGAGAGAAGUUUGAGAGAAAAGUGUAGGGAGUAGGAAUGUGGGAAUGACUAUGAGGUGUUUGAUGAAUUGCUUCUUCGGUGUUCCAACUAAUGCCAUGGCAGCAACUCGCUCCUCCUCCCUUUGGGGCAUCCCUUUCACUCUCAACUUCAACAACAACAACAACCACUUCUCUUCUAACUCUCGCUCUCUCUCUUACAUCUCCAAUUCCACCUCUUCUCCCGCUCCUCGCGUUGGGUUCUUGGGCAUUGGAAUCAUGGGUUCCCCCAUGGCUCACAACCUCCUAAAAGCUGGGGUUGAUCUCACUCUUUGGAAUAGGACCAAGUCAAAGUGUGAUCCCCUCAUCUCCUUGGGAGCCAAAUAUUUGUCUUCUCCUGAGGAAGUAGCAGCAUCUUGCGACCUCACAUUUGCCAUGCUUGCUGAUCCUCACAGUGCCAUUGAAGUUGCUUGUGGCAACCAUGGAGCUGCAAAUGGAAUGGCUCUAGGAAAAGGCUAUGUGGAUGUUUCAACGGUUGAUGUUGAUACUUCAAAAUUGAUUAGUGAGCGCAUCAAAGCUACUGGAGCAUUAUUUUUGGAGGCUCCAGUUUCAGGUUCCAAAAAGCCAGCAGAAGAUGGACAAUUGAUAUUUCUUACAGCAGGUGACAGAAAUCUUUAUGAAACGGUUGCUCCUCUCUUGGACAUCAUGGGGAAAUCGAAAUUUUACCUCGGGGAUGUUGGAAAUGGAGCUGCAAUGAAACUCGUUGUCAAUAUGAUCAUGGGCAGUAUGAUGGCGUCCUUUUCUGAAGGCUUACUUCUCAGCGAGAAAGUUGGGUUGGAUCCAAAAGUACUAGUCGAGGUAGUUUCACAGGGUGCAAUCAGUGCUCCAAUGUACUCAACCAAAGGCCCAUCUAUGAUACAAUCGCUUUACCCUACUGCAUUCCCUCUAAAGCAUCAGCAGAAGGAUUUGAGACUUGCACUGGGGUUAGCAGAGUCUGUAUCCCAAUCUACUCCAAUUGCAGCAGCUGCUAAUGAGUUAUACAAGGUUGCAAAGUCCCAUGGCCUUAGUGAUGAGGAUUUCUCAGCUGUCAUUGAAGCAUUGAAAUCCAAAUUUCAGCAGUCAUAAAUAAAACCACUCACACAUAAAAUUAAAUCAUAAAUAUCCCUUCUUUUUAUGAGAGCCAGGUUCCAUUUUAACAGGGUUAUGGACUAAGGCCUGUUCAGUGGGACUAGGCAUCUCAAGUACAUUUAUUAAUUUAGAGAAUACUUCCGAGGGCUUUCGUUCAAACUGUAUUUAGUAUUUACAACCGGUUUGAGGAUUUUUCUUCAUGUACCAACUCAGUUAAAAUCGUAUGAAAAAUUCAAUAUCCUUAUGAUGAAUAA
Messenger RNA from Arachis ipaensis, 1393 nucleotides. RefSeq names its product glyoxylate reductase 2 (gene GLYR2). Lineage: Eukaryota; Viridiplantae; Streptophyta; Magnoliopsida; Fabales; Fabaceae. The record is from RefSeq and is a predicted model, not a curated record. Gene Ontology annotation, molecular function: NAD binding; NADP binding. Gene Ontology annotation, cellular component: chloroplast.